AGCAUCUAAUGAAAGCUAAUGGCUGCCCGAACUCUAAUCACGAAACAGCUGAUGUGCGUCGUUUAGGGUUUUUAAUUACAAUCAUUGUUUUGGUGAAUAAAUAUAAAACUACCAAUUAGAUGAUACGCCACUUGUGUCAAUAUAUUGUGUGGAUAUCAGGGUUUGUGCCAUGUCACUGACGAUCCAACAAAUCAUUUUGGAUGCUAAAAGACUAGCCGGCCGCCUCAAGGAACGGGAGACUGAAGCCGAUGCUUUGUUGACAGAAACCCAAACCGCGUAUCGACAAAUUUAUACUAUUAAACAGUACAAGGAAGAGGUGGAUACCCUUAAUGAGGCAUCUCGGGAGAGGCCAAGAGGUGAACUCAUAGCAAGCAUGGAGAGAGAAUCUCGGUUGAUGAGGGAUGUCCAAAGAGAGAACGGUGAACUGAGAGCUGCUCUGGAAGACCACAGGAAAGCACUAGAGCUCAUCAUGUCUAAGUAUCGACAGCACACAGAGAAGAGAAUAUGGGAAUCACAGAUCGAUUUCACAGCAGCCAUCAAUGAAAAGCAGCAAGAAUUGAUUCGUCAACAAGCAGAGAGAAUCAAUGAGAUGACAAGUAUAAUGUACAAAGCUGUUAAUAUGGACGAGAAUGGUGAGUCGAGGAAAGAGGAAGAACUGUACCAAAGGCUUAUUACUGAGAAUAAGGGCCUCCGGGAGAUGCUGAAUCUAUCCAGGCGGUACGGGUCUGAUAGAUCCUACCCGCCGCCGAUGGAGGACAAGGACGUGCAAACGGACGGGCCCCCUCUGUCGGGGGCGUGACGGCCCGCGGCGACCCCCUGCCGCCUCUGAGCUGACCCCGCACGAGCACCGCACACGUGAACUGUUCCCCUGCUAUCUGUGUAUAUGUGACUAUUCAUAUCUGUAGGUGUGCGGAUGUGUACCGACGAUGGCCACAGCUCCGUUAUAUACAACACUCCAACCCGCAGACUACAGACUAAACAGUACAAACACGAGUACAGUUGGCGUCAAAUAACUAUAUAAAAAAGAAUCGGUUGUCUGUAAAGUCGGUUUACUGACGAUAGUUGAACGUGACAACGCCAUAAGAAAAUACUGAUGGAAUGGUUGCAUUUUUCAAAAGAAAAUGUUUGUUUUCCUAAAAGACUGUAAAUCUUCAUAAACCAGAAUAUACUUUAUAUAUUUUAAAAAAAGUUGGCAGCCCUACAGCGAGGGAAUGACGCAUGACGUCUUUUUUUGUCGAGUGUGCAGCCGGCUCCAUCGAAUUAUAAGACGUUGUCACGUGAAAAAUCGUUACCAAAAGACCAGUACCAGUCUUUUUUACCAGUACCUACUUAAAAUUGACUUUAGCGCUCGCUCUAUUUUCCGAAUAUUAGAAUUGCUUUCUAUUUUAAAUUGUAAUUAUAAAUACUGGGUACUACUGGGACCUAUUUGAACCAACUUCAGAGCAGUUUUUGAUACAAACUGCGUUAUCUCUUCUAAACUCACUGUCAAGUGAUUUUGUAUUUCACAAACCAUAAUUAUGGACUAUCAUAAUAUAAAUUGUCAUUAGAAGCAGAAUUUACGCGUGUGUUGCCUAUAUUGUCAUGUCGUUUACCUUUUUUUGUGUGUGUAGUUAUCACACAUGUGUAGUCUGUAGAGCAUACACAUCAGAUCUAUAUUAUUUAAGCCACAAAAUACCAGUAAGUAAAGCGAUUGUUUGACCCAAAGACAACUGGGUUCAUUAAAAAAAAAUCAUACUUCUUGUUUGGCUGAAACAUAGACUCUAUUUAAAAAAAACACGUUUUUAACAUAAUCAGUUAAAUGCAGGUCUGGUGGUAGUCAUUGGGUCCUUUUAUGCUAACAUCUAAAACCCAAUAAUUUAACUGUUAAUAAGUUUGUAGUUUGCGGGACCCUUUACAGCGAUUCACCAAUUUUGGAUUCUAGGUCUUUUGACAGUGCGUAUCUUUCGUAUGUCUUGUAUAAAAGGUGUAACAAAAUAAUAAUGAAUACUUAUUAAGGUAAUCUAUUGCAAUUUGCAGUACAUUCUCUUCAUUGGUAAUUUGUAUUGGAUAUUAAUAAAAAAAAAACAUUUAGGUAAAUCUACACACAAAUGCAUAACUAUAGAAUAUGAUAAUAAUAUGUAAUAUGGAUGAACUGAAAAGCUUCUAUGAAGCUUAACGGCAAAGGCUUAAGCGCAGAGAAUUGUUUAAAACUUUGAAACUUACAAAAUGUAAUUUUUAUUGAAUAUACUUAAUUUUUCAAUUAAAAUAAAUGUAGUUGAUAUUACUUAAGCUUCUUUUAUAUAUAUUAAAUGAUAAUAAUUAAUUUGUUUCAUAAACUUUUCUAUAUCGAUUUUUUGUAAUAAUAAUCAAUUAAAACUGAAUAAACUGCAACCUUAGGCGUGUUUGUAGAACUGAUAUUGAGUAAAAUCUUUAUGUUUAUUACUCUGUGGCCACAAAGAAAGGCCAAAAUAAUUUAAUUAAAUUAUUUCUCUAACUUGUCACUCUUAGUAUUUUGGCAUUAAGGACAGACAGACAUAAAGGCGAUUACAAAUGAGGUUAUAAAUACGUGUGAACCACAUAUAUAAUAAUAAUUAACACAACAAAAGCAAAUAGCGAGUACUUUUGAAAUUAAUUUUUGAGAAUUGUUAUAUAAUGUGAAAUGAAUUUUAUAAUAUUUGUCUAACAACAUCCAAGCUUGGAUGUAAAUAUUUUUAAUCGAUUUCAUAAAUUAAAUAUAAUUCAUUCCCACAGAUUAAAGAAUGAUAGGCAGAUAUAACGCUCGAAAUACGACGAUAUCGUAGCCGUUCCAAAUACCAAAUUCAAAAACGAAUACAUUUUCAACAUUAUUCAAGAAAAAUGGCGUCUUAUGUUUUUAAUUGUUGUUAAUUUUAAAUUUUGGAAUAAAAAUUAUGCAAAAAGUUUGUAUAAGCGGAUUUCAAAGAGACGCGUGACGUUUGGGGGUUUUUGAGUUUCACCGGCUUCACCACGCUGCUUGCACUCAUUCUGGAUCAUCAUUAUUCUGUGUUAAUUUCAAAGCCUUGAUGUCAAAUGAUGCUUAUUCGGUAUGUUUUAUAAUGAUUUAAAGAUUAUUGUAAUAAUUUAUGAAUUCUAUUUAGGUUAAUUUAUAUCAAAAAUGAAAUCUAAUUCCAGUAUCAUUGUAAUAAGUACAUUUUUAAUUAUGGAUUUUAUAAAUUUUUUUGCACGCACAAUGGCUUGUUGGCGUCAAUAUGAAAUGGCUUAAGGUUGUAUCUACUAUGUAACUUUUUUAUGAUACUAAUUUACAAAUGAGUUGGGAUGGUAUCUCUAUAAACAUUUUUUUGUAAUUGCUAAAGUAAAUCUUAAUUUUUUGAUUAAAAUGUGUACGAAAGAAUUAUGUUAAUCUAAUUUUAAAGUCGUUGUGAAUAGACAGAAAUCAUGUGACGUCACUAUUUGGUGACAUUUUUAUUGAGUCACGAAAGUAUGUAAGAACUGUCUAACUUGGACGAAACAAAACUAAAUCAAAUUUAAAUUUUAGCAUCAGAGUAUUUGACUUUCAUAAGUUAAAGCGUUUUGUCAUUUUCUUGUGGAGUUGAAGCGGAUCUUGUUUAAACGUUCGAAUAGAAUAAAAGCUACGUUCUAAAGCGGUUAUCACACGAGGCUCGUCUCGAUGGCAAGAGCGGAUUUUGGUCGCGCUCCAUUGACUGCUGGGAUGACUUCCAAUCAUUUUGGUCAUAAUCGUUAUAAAAAGUGACUUAGGCGAAACUAUACGGAGGCUUGUUCGAACAGUCAUGACAAAGUCAAAACCAUACGGACGCUCGUUCGAACAGUCAGAUAGCAGUGUAUUUUAGGCUUCAAUAGAUUACUUGAAUAGACAAGCCAAUGCGACGUAAGAUCCUCUUUAUAGCCUGCUUUAGUGUACAUUUACACGAGCGGCAACUGCUACUGACGACGGCAGUCGGCGACGUCUCGACGGCAGUCGCCGACUGCAGUCAACGGUAGUCAACGGCAGUCGUCGUUAGCAGUUGCCGCUCGUGUAAAUGAAACCUUAGUAGCGCGUCGCCUCGUGUGUUUAGAGCUUUAAGUGAUGCCAGAUCUGUUUUGGUAAAAUAUGCGCCAAAUUUAUCCGCUCUGAAGUUGCAACACGCCGAUCUAUAUGCAGUGGCACUUUUCAAUGUUUUCAUACUUUUACGAUCGCGUAACCGUAAAUGCGAAUUUCCAAGGAAUUGAAACGGCGCCAUAUAUUGGUACAACUGUUUCAAUUCCUUACAAAUUCGCGUUUACGUUUACGCGAUAGUCACAGUAUGAAAACAUUGAAAAGUUCCACUAGGCACUCAGAGCUGUAUAAUGGUCCUGCUGGGACAUGUUUUUGUUAAUCUAUUGGGACAUGUUUUUAAAAAUUAAUUUGGCGAGAUUUAUUUCCUAGCUUUAGUUCUCCGAGUCACUUUAAAUUGUAAUACAAAAAAAUACUCGUGUAUUUAAAUAGUCGCAACAAUUGCGCCAAACGUUUCCUCAUCUAACAAUAAAUUCGUAGGUUUAAAUAAUAAGCGAUAUUUUUUCAUGCGAAAAAAUGCUUUGGAUGUUAGUAACGUAACGAUAGUUAACCGUAGACUUUUGGUAGAGAAUUCGUAAUUUUUCAAUCAUGCUUAGAGCAUGCAGCAAUACUCUACGGACUGGUACAUAAUGUAGAUAUUUAUAUACCUAGUCUUAUUGAAUAAUGUGACGUUGUAAUUACACGAGUUAAGAAAAUUGACCGUCCUUCAAGCUUUGGCGUUGUCUGUGGUAUGUAUAAUAUUGUCAAGUUUUACUGUUGCGCUGCUUUGGAUCGUCUUGAGAAUAGGUAUAUAUUAACGAAGCAUUACAGUCUUCAGUCAGUGGCGUGCACUACUUAGAUGCAAAAAUGCACUGCCUACCCUGAGGAGUCAUUACGAACCUGCAUUGGAGAAGGAAUUUUCUAUUUUAUACAAAUUGUACGUGUAGUGCAUACCCUAAUUGAAUACCCUGUGCACGCCACUGGCCCUCAUUGUAAGAUUCGAAGGCUCGCAAUCAAGGAAAAAAAUUAUCUUGACUUCAAAUUAUAUACAUAUUGUAUAUGUAUACCUAAGUUAUUCCAAAAAUUCAAGGGCUCUUAUUGAGGUAACAGUCAACAUUUGUACCUCUAUUUGUAAAGGACUCUAACAUUAACUUAACAGCAUAUUCGCUUAGCUUGUCUUUAAGGGUUCAUUUACACGAGCGGCAACCCUACCGACGAUCACAGUCGACUGCAGUCUGUGACGUCUCGGCGGCAGGCGACGGCGUCGCUGACUGCAGUCUGCGGCAGCCAACGGCAGUCGACUGCAGUCGUCGGUAGCAGCUGCCGCUUGUGUAAAAGAACACUAAGAUGUCUUAAAGUUUAGACAACGAAUUUUGAGUCAACAAAAAUACCAAUAAGCGCGAAUCUCAAAAUGGACUAAUGGGAUAUUUUCUGAUAAGAUUUUUCUACCUAGUUUCUCGACGGUUGGUCGGUUUUAAAAUAUGUACUUACCUACCAACGUGAAACUUCUUUUUGGUAAGGUCGCUAUGUUCAAAGAAGGCAUCAUAAGAUAGUGCUGCCAAGUAAUUGCCAACUAUUUUCACGUUAUAUUGAAAGCUAUCUCUGUAUAUUAUGGAUUUGUGUGAUACGAACGUUAGCUAACUUGAUGAUUGAAUCAAUAAGUAUUAAAAGUAAACCAAUUCUUUUCGCAAAAUGAGUUAUUUUAUAAGGCGGAUGUUGUUUUGUAUCUUGGAAUUUCGUUAUUUUUGUACCUAUUAUGUCAUAUAAAGAUUAAAAACAUUUUGUUUCUACCAAAAAACAUUGUAAUGACACUAAGGCGUCAAUUCGGUUGUACCCAAAUGUUAUAUUUGAUAGUGCUAAAGUAGUGCCAUCUAUUAUUCAAGUUUAAUUUUAUUUGAGUACACCUGAAUAGGCACAAUCGCUUAACCGUAAUUUUAAUUUCCAUAAUUAUAGUUAGUUAUUAAUUAUUAUUAAUCUAUUUUUGUCUUUCUCUAUAGAUACACAGAUUUUAGUUUACCGUGUAAACUUAAGCACAAAUUAAGCAAGUAGAGCAACCGUGUAUGUAAAUUUUGACACCGUUCACGUAAGACCUGUCAAAAUUGACGUCACAAAUUGUAGUUAUGAGAUCUCGAUUAUGUAAAUGAGUGUCUGGGAUCAUAUGUUGUUAUCCCCACUGAGUUAAAUCAUAUAAAUCGUUUAUGAUCCAAUACUGAAGCUUAUAAUGUCAUCUUAAAUGUUAAGUUAACAUGAAACGUAGGGUCUGCUUAAUUUUUAAGAUGUUUUUCAGUAUUCGGUGGUUAGUAAUAAUAUUUACCUACCUGGUUUAUUAAUAACGCAAAAUUGAUAAAUAAUAUUGUUGCUAUAUUGAAAGGUUUUACAAUUUAUUGUUAUUAUUUAGCCAGAAUGUUGAACAAUUGUUAAAUUAAAACAAACAGCAUCAAAACACUUUGGAUGUAACCACCACCUUACGCCAUUAAUGCUGAGUACCACAAUAAUGACAACUGUUUGACGUGAUAAAUAAUGUAAAAGUAUUUACCUCAAUCUAUGCUAAGCGAGGUCUAAAAUAAACACUAAAAUUAGUUUAGUAUUACUAAAAUGUAGGUAAAAUAUGAUGUGUAUGUAUGGUUUGAUAGAAUGUACUACAUACACUUUAUCAGCUCUGUCGACCUGUCAUUUCUAUAUCGUAGGCGUUCGUCAAACUCUCGCGCAACGCGAUUACGCGACAUCCGCAUCGUUCAGUGUGUCCGCGAAUAUGAGUUUAAUAUUCGAACGCGUAAAAGUAAACUUGAAUUUAUAUGUAUUUCAAACAGCGCCAUCUACUCACGGUUCGUGUUUUUUCUUACUAUAACUAGAUGGCGCUACUUUACUUUAAAAGUUAGGAACGCGGCGCGAUUGUCCCGUUGCCUCAGCAUCAACAUGGUGUCGAGAUUAUUCGCGAUCGAUGAAUAAGUAUGAUGUAGAAAUGCUAGUGUUGAAUGAGCUGUAAUAAUAAUAAUUAAUUAGUGUAACAAGUUUUUAAAAUAAACAUUCAAAAUUUAUAUAAAUACUUAUUAGUAAAAAUAUUGUUUUUAAGAUGUAUAACUGCCGCGGUCAAACCUUGGUUAAUUGUUAUACAAAAAUAAUAACAAAGCAAAUAGAAAAUUUAGAUAACGUUAAUACUCAUUUAUAUGUCCAAUGAAUUAAAAUAGAAUUAACUAGACAACCUUUUACACCAUAUGAUCCAAUGCUGGAUAUUGGAUUACUUAAACAAAAUUACCAAGUACCACUUUAGAUAUGUUGAGAUGAUAGAAGAUACAUAAAUAAUUAGUUUUCUGCUGUAGAACAAAAAGUAGUGCUAAAGUUAAAUAAUGUAUCUUUAAAAUUGACAAAUAUACAAUAUAAAAUAAUACA
This is a messenger RNA of Bicyclus anynana (squinting bush brown), 7378 nucleotides long. Its product is annotated as FGFR1 oncogene partner 2 homolog. The transcript has 5 exons. NCBI's taxonomy places the organism in Eukaryota, Metazoa, Arthropoda, Insecta, Lepidoptera, Nymphalidae. The coding region runs from base 170 to 799 and encodes 209 amino acids. The record is from RefSeq and is a predicted model, not a curated record.